Molecule: messenger RNA, 1056 nt
Organism: Toxotes jaculatrix (banded archerfish)
Lineage: Eukaryota; Metazoa; Chordata; Actinopteri; Toxotidae
Gene: polr2g
Product: RNA polymerase II subunit G
Exons: 8
Coding region: 197-715 (172 amino acids)
Biological process (GO): positive regulation of translational initiation; DNA-templated transcription; positive regulation of nuclear-transcribed mRNA poly(A) tail shortening
Cellular component (GO): RNA polymerase II, core complex; P-body
Molecular function (GO): translation initiation factor binding; single-stranded DNA binding; single-stranded RNA binding
Source: RefSeq, a predicted model, not a curated record
UGCUAAAGAACUACGCUCCCUGAGACACAGAACCCAGGGCAGCACAAGUUAAAUGUUAUCCGGGGUCAACCCGGUGACCCGGAAGGGACUUUGUUGCGAAUGAGCGACGGGUUUUCAUUCAUCAAGUGGAAAACGCUUUGGGUAAUUUAUCAAAACAAGAACAUUAAUCGAGGCUGAAUUGGAUAUCACAGCCGAAAUGUUUUACCAUAUUUCUUUGGAGCAUGAAAUCUUACUGCACCCGAGGUAUUUUGGUCCUAACCUCCUCAACACCGUGAAGCAGAAGCUUUUCACAGAAGUGGAGGGUACCUGCACUGGCAAGUAUGGCUUUGUCAUUGCAGUCACCACCAUUGACAACAUCGGGGCAGGUGUAAUCCAGCCAGGCAGAGGGUUUGUCCUGUACCCAGUCAAAUACAAGGCCAUUGUGUUCCGCCCAUUUAAAGGGGAAGUGGUGGAUGCUGUGGUCACUCAGGUUAACAAGGUUGGAUUGUUCACCGAAAUUGGACCCAUGUCUUGCUUCAUCUCCCGCCAUUCCAUCCCCUCCGAAAUGGAGUUUGACCCCAAUUCUAAUCCACCUUGUUAUAAGACAGUUGAUGAGGACAUUGUAAUCCAGCAGGAUGAUGAGAUCCGGCUAAAGAUUGUGGGAACAAGAGUGGACAAGAAUGACAUUUUUGCUAUUGGAUCUCUCAUGGAUGAUUAUCUGGGUCUUGUGAGCUGAUUCGCCCCAGAGGGUGCACAUUACAUGGGACAUUUUAUGUAGUAGCCUAUUUCUUUCUUUGUUUAAAUGAAUAUUUUUCUACACUGAUUGAUGUGGUUUGAUGACAGAUGGUGAAGCUACUUUGCUACUUCACUUAUUUGUUUUAUGCUGUACAGCCUAUAUUUGUAGGUUUUUUUUAUUGUAAGUGGUAAAAGAUUCAAAGAAAAUGUAACCAGCUAUACAGAAAUAAUUUGUAUGCUUAAUUUUCAGUUGGUUUUUUUUCACAUAGAAUUCAUAAUUUCCAUUUCUGCUAUGUAUUGUUUGUCUGUGGACUGUAAUAAAGUGUUUUAUUUGUUCUUUUA